AUGAGUGAUUCAGAUGAUGAUAUUUUUAAAAAGAAGAAGCCAAGCAAAAAGAAAAUUGAGCAAUAACAAAAAUAAAAACAACCCUAACAAGUUGAAUAACAACCACAAUAACUCAAAUAAGAACUAAAUCAACCAUAAUAACAAUUAAACAUUCACAAGAAUCCAAAGGUGGUCAUCUAUUGCAAAGUUUGUACAUUCCCUGUUGAAUUCUGCUCAUAUUCUAAGGCUCCCCAAGAAUGCAAAGAAUGGUUAAAAACAUCAUUUAAAGAUCUUUAUGCAAAUUUAUAUCCCGAAGAUCUCAAAUUAGAAUAAGAAAAAUAGGCUGCUCAAUAACAACCUCAAUAAGAACAAUAAUAACAAUAAUAAGGCUAACCCCCUGAAAAAAAGAAAAAGAAGAAGGUCAAGGUGACUGAAAGCGAAAUGGUAUAUAUAAAGGUCAAGGAAAGAAACAGGAGCAAGUUCAUAACAACCUUAACAGGAUUAGAAAAACAUGGUCUUGAUAUCAAGGAAGCUUAAAAAAAAAUUAGUAAAAAAUUUGGUUGUGGUUCCUCAAUCAAUGAAAAAGGAGAUAUUGAACUACAAGGGGAUUUGAGCGCAGAAUUGGAGGAAUGGCUUCCAAAAGAAUAUCCAACAAUUAAAGAAGACAUGAUUGCAAUUCAAGAAAAAUGA
Messenger RNA from Paramecium tetraurelia, 669 nucleotides. RefSeq lists its product as uncharacterized. Lineage: Eukaryota; Ciliophora; Oligohymenophorea; Peniculida; Parameciidae. Gene Ontology annotation, biological process: formation of translation preinitiation complex; translation reinitiation. Gene Ontology annotation, molecular function: translation initiation factor activity; mRNA binding. The transcript is spliced from 2 exons. The record is from RefSeq and is a predicted model, not a curated record.